Messenger RNA from Carassius auratus (goldfish), 2375 nucleotides. RefSeq names its product trafficking kinesin-binding protein 1-like. Gene Ontology annotation, biological process: neurotrophin TRK receptor signaling pathway; anterograde axonal transport of mitochondrion; vesicle transport along microtubule. Gene Ontology annotation, cellular component: cytoplasmic vesicle; dendrite; mitochondrion. The transcript has 5 exons. The coding region runs from base 71 to 1084 and encodes 337 amino acids. Lineage: Eukaryota; Metazoa; Chordata; Actinopteri; Cypriniformes; Cyprinidae. Gene Ontology annotation, molecular function: signaling receptor binding; myosin binding. The record is from RefSeq and is a predicted model, not a curated record.
AUCAUUACACUCUAGUCGAAUCAGUACUCCACAGACCAGUUAUUAUGAAUCAGACAAUAUUAGUGUCAACAUGGAGGAUAAGCACUCCUCUCAGACGCACACACAAGAUCAUGGGUUACUGGAGUUGAAGCGUUUGGGUCAGCCAGGUACGCCAGGUGGGCAGGAUUUGGAGGAAGCGCUCCGGUCUCUCUCGGAGCGGCAGGAGAGCCACACGUCAGAGCGGCCGUUCUUCGAAGUGGAGAGAGAAAGGAAACUGAGUGCCCUACACAGUGGAAGCAGUGGCAGUGGCGGCAGCUCCAGCGGCUUCCUGACGCCUAGUGGCAGCAUCGCAUCCACAGGAACCAACUACUCCGGCACCUCCACACAUUCCUCCAGCACAGGCUCCUCCCGCUCAUAUCUGCCUGAACGGCUGCAGAUAGUCAAGCCGCUGGAGGGCUCAGUGACUCUGCACCAAUGGCAGCAGCUGGCCAAGCCCAAUCUAGGGGGCAUCCUGCACCCUCGGCCAGGUGUCCUCACCAAAGACUUCAGAGAGCUGGACGUGGACUUCCAACACGUCUACAGCCUCAACGACCUCGAGGAGGAUGAGCCUGAUCUCUCCAAAUUCCCAAAUCUCCUGCAGGGCACUGUGGUCCCUUCAUCCAGACUUAACCCCCCCCAGACCUCACCCACACCUCCGUCCACUAGCUGUCAGAUCCUCCAUCCCUCCAUCCUCCUCUCCUCCUUCUCCACCAGCCUUCAGCCCCAGAAUGCAUCCGCGUGUGGGAGCCGUGAGCACGUGAGGACAUCAUCAGGCCUCCAGUUCAUCUCUGGGUCCACAUCCCACCUCCACCGGACCUCCUCCCUCAGUCUGCUACAGCUAGUAUCAGAGCACGGCAUCUCGGCUGCAGUUCAUCCCAACUCCCCUCUCAUUCACAGAGCCACCGCAUGUUCAGAGGAAAGGAAACAAGAAAAAAGAGAAAAGCCACUGCAGGGAAACAUUUUCAGCAGCAGUCUUGUUGAAAAACUCAGAACCCUGGGCCUGUACGAAGUGGUCGCCAGAGGCUUUGUGGACUUUUGGUUGAAAAGAAAAACCAGCCCCCCAUGAAACACAAAAAGACGUUCACCCUUAAAGGUGCUAUUUUGUGCAUUGUGGCAUGCAGCUAAACUUUUCCCAUUUGUAAUGGGACAUUCAGAAAGCCAGAUCAAGUUUUUAUUCCUGUAGUGACUUCUGAUUGGCACUAGGAAUUUUGCGUAUGGACUGCACCUCAAAAGAUUUCAUUGUGAAGUCAAACACAUCCGUGUUUAUAUCAUUGUUGUUGUAGGGUGGUUGAAACAUUCUUCAGAAGGGAAUGGCUCUACAUAUGUUGACUUUUUAACGUGUCUUCUUUUGUUGAGACUUUUGGCUGUCACUAUCAGUCUUGAAAUCACGGUUUAUUGUUAUGAGAUUGUAGCAGCACUACAGAAAAUUUCAGCAUGUGGCCUCAAUUUUUGCUUGCUGCCAACCAAGCAUUGGUAUCAGUACUGCGUUUUGCUUCCUGACAAAAGCAUUUAUAAUAGCACUUUUCAGGGCAUUCAAAUCCCUUUUCUUAGGGAAUGCAGAGUACAUUAUCUGAGGAUAUGUACUGUACCUGCAGUCUAAACACUGUAAAAAUGAGAAGCUGUAUUUAUGAUGGCUGUUAGUGGUCAAUUUAUGGAACAUUAUACAGUCUUGUUGAGUGAAUUGCAGUGAUCUUGUGCUUUAUUUUCACUGUGCUUUAAUGCAAGAACACCUCAUGUGAUGGUACACCAUGCACACACGUAUGUCAUGAAAAUUGAAUGCCACAGACACGUUUUCACUGUAAUGUUUAUGAUUGUGUUUUUGCAAGAAUCAGGGAUGCAGUAAUAAAGUUAAGUGCUCUAGAGCUGUAAAUAGUAAAUACACAAUCGGGUAACUGUAACACUGAGGAAAUAUUGAUUGAACACGGCUUUGUUUUCUCCUCUCCAUUAACAUCUUCCAUUGUGUCUACUUCUGUCUGUCAAGCAAGUAAACAGAAAUCUUGUCAUCUGUAUAUGGAAAAAGCCUUGUAUGCAUUUGAAAUUUUCAAGGGGGCAUGAUAAUGUGUAGCCUAGAGUAUUUACUGAUCUAAAGUCACAGACAAAAUGGUUAUUUAAAAAGUAAUAUAUUUAAAUAAAAAUGUCUACCUGAAAUACCACUCUGUGUAAAACACAAUGCCUGGUCGCCAUUUUUGUAGAAUAUGUAAAAAAAUAACAAUUGUGUUCAUUUACACAAAGAUGAGAGGCUAAGGUAUUUUUACAUUAGAAAAAUGUUUAGACACUUAGCUUCACAUAAAAGCCCAUGAGUUCACAAGUAGCCACUGAUAUUGUGCAAUGCAAUAAAGAUUUCAGUGUAUUUUUGA